AUGUUCAGGCUAUCUGCGAGGAGUAGCUUGUUCCGGGCCGCCUCCGGUCCGUCAUCAAUCAUCAGAGGACCUUCGGCUGCCGCUACUGCAGGACGAUUCGGAGUGCAGCAAGCGGCUUACAGAAGAAACAUAUCCUCUUCUACCGCUUUGUACAAGGAUAACGAGAAGGUUCCGGCGGCAGCUAUCGAUGCAGAGGGCGGUUUGGCUCGAACAGACGAUAGCGUGAGAGUUGAGUACCCUCCGGACGAUGAGAUGCCACAGACCCCUAUCGUGCAAGGCCGGGGAGGUCGACAUUUCAAGCGGACGUUGGCCUCAUUCUCGCUCGAGGGCCGAGUAUCCGUGAUCACAGGGGGUGCGCGCGGAUUGGGACUGGUUAUGGGCCAAGCAUUGGUCGCAUCUGGCUCCGAUCUUGCCAUUGUCGACUUGAACAAACAGGAAGCAGAGCUUCAGGCAAAAAAGCUGCUGGAGCAGUUUGAGAAGGAAAACCCGGGCCUUGACCGCCUACCAAAAAUCACAGCUCACUAUGCGGACGUGGGCGAUCCCGAGUCUGUUAAUGCCAGCAUUGCCGAGAUUAUCUCGAAACACACCAAGAUAGACCACCUGGUCACUUCGGCUGGCUUUACCGAGAACUUCGACGCCAUCAGCUACCCUUACGAUCGCAUCCAGAAGCUGUGGAAAGUCAAUGUUGACGGCUCCUACUUGUUUGCCGUCGAGGUAGCCAAGCAUCUGAUGGAACGCAAGGCUCCCGGCAGCAUGGUGCUGAUAGGAAGCAUGUCCGGCUCGAUUGUUAAUGUUCCACAGCCUCAGGCACCAUAUAACGCCGCAAAGGCGGCGAUCCGGCACCUGGCGGCUUCGCUGGCUGUCGAAUGGGCUGGAGCUGGCAUCAGGGUUAACUGUAUCAGCCCGGGGUACAUGCUGACUGCAUUGACACAAAAAAUCCUUGAUGACAACCCAGACCUGAACCAGAAAUGGACCUCGCUGAUUCCCCAGGGCAAGAUGGGUGUGCCGGAGGAUCUUAUGGGUGCCGUCGUCUUCCUUACGAGUGACGCUAGCAAGUACGUCACCGGCGCGGACCUGCGUGUUGACGGCGGAUACACCGUCACCUAA
Trichophyton rubrum CBS 118892 is the source of this 1107-nucleotide messenger RNA. RefSeq lists its product as uncharacterized. Gene Ontology annotation, cellular component: intracellular anatomical structure. The record is from RefSeq and is a predicted model, not a curated record. Gene Ontology annotation, molecular function: oxidoreductase activity, acting on NAD(P)H, oxygen as acceptor. The transcript is spliced from 4 exons. NCBI's taxonomy places the organism in Eukaryota, Fungi, Ascomycota, Eurotiomycetes, Onygenales, Arthrodermataceae. The coding region runs from base 1 to 1107 and encodes 368 amino acids.